Necator americanus (New World hookworm) is the source of this 519-nucleotide messenger RNA. RefSeq lists its product as uncharacterized. The record is from RefSeq and is a predicted model, not a curated record. The transcript has a single exon. Bases 1 to 519 code for a protein of 172 amino acids. Lineage: Eukaryota; Metazoa; Nematoda; Chromadorea; Rhabditida; Ancylostomatidae.
AUGAAAUCGCUCUCCUGGGAAGAAAGGGGCAUACGUGUUGAUGGAAGAUUUCUUUCGAACCUUCAUUUCGCGGACGACAUCAUUCUCUUUUCGAGCAGUACCAGUGAAGCAGAUACGAUGCUCAACGAAAUGAACGAAGCAGGAAAGACAAUAGGAGUGCGAAUAAACAGAAAGAAGACACAGUUCAUGAAGAACGCCUACUGCGAGGACGGAGGAGGACAGCUUGAAGGCUCCCAAAUCAUGGAGACUUUGUCAUACGUAUACCUCGGACGUUCUGUGAACAUGAAAAACGACUUGAAGGAAGAACUGAAUAGAAGGAUGAGAGCAGCAUUCGAGAUUCUUGAGAGAUGUCUUCUAAAAUUUAACCGGCGCACGCAACAUCUAGUCGGUCUUCGCAGCUCUGAACGUCUGAACGGUCUGAACGUCCGGCUAAAGCCGGACUUCAGCCUUUCUGUGGUGUUUCCUUCGCUCGCCUUCACUGAUCAACGAAAAAUAAUAUUAGUGUUAUUAAUCCAAUGA